GAAUGGAGACUCUACUUUGGGCGUGGUGCUGUGGAGAGUACUUGGCCCUGAUCUGCCUUAUUCCUGUAUAUAAGGUGGUGAUCCAAGCUGGGGUUUAUGGUAGAGGAUAUUUACAGCAAAGUUGCAAAGAAUCAAAUUCUAAUGCAAAAGAUACAAAGCCAGAUAUAUCAGAAAGUUAUAUAUUUGAGUAUUUCAGAAGAGAGUUCCCUAAUCAAGAUUUGAUGAAAAUACCUGGAUCAGUCCCUCCUUGGCUUCUAAAGGAUUAUUUGAGGUAG
This is a messenger RNA of Choloepus didactylus (southern two-toed sloth), 275 nucleotides long. RefSeq names its product cytosolic carboxypeptidase 3-like. The record is from RefSeq and is a predicted model, not a curated record. The transcript is spliced from 4 exons. Bases 3 to 275 code for a protein of 90 amino acids. Lineage: Eukaryota; Metazoa; Chordata; Mammalia; Pilosa; Megalonychidae.